CCCCAGCUGUAACAGAGUUUUCUAUUUCUCUAAAAUUACGUCCAUUAUGUGAGUGCCCUGUUGUUGCACUAAACGCGCUUCCAACACGACUUUUAAACUGCAGAAGUAAAUAUGGGCCUCCUCACGGAGCUCCGCCACAGGACCUAGAUGUAAAUAACGUAAACGACAGAAACAUAUUUGUGUCUGAGUGUAUAGCUGCUUUGAAUAUGAUCAUUAAUUUCCUUUUCGCAGUUGGGAAGUGUUCAGAGAUUAAUUAAACUCUUGCAGCACAGAGAAUAAUGCAGUUCGACUGCACUGGGUUGUUGUGGUCUAAUCGCGGAGCUCCGCAACAGGGCCGUACACGCACACUUGCAGCGCUUUUAUUGCCCUUUGCUUAUGAGACGCAUGGGGGCGCAAUAGUGGUAACAAUAAACGAUUCGUGGACGAUCUGGUGAAGAUGCAACCAGCAUCUGAAGAGAGUGUGCAGCUCUCUGUUCAUGAAGCCACGUCCACUGACAUUGUGAAAACUGAAGACCACCAUGAACAGACCCCCGCUACUACAAGUUCUGAGAGACAUGUGUCCAUCCAGUCUACGCUGGAAGGCUUGGAGAUGCUGGUGGACUUAAAUGGAGCUGGUAGGAAGUCUUGUCCGUUAUGUCCAGAGGAGAAGUUCAAGGCCUGUUACAGCCACAAACUGAGACGCCACCUGCAGAACCUACACUGGAAAGUCUAUGUGGAGUUUGAAGGUCAAAGGAUGUGCAUUUGUCAUUUGCCCUGCCGACAGAUGAAGUCCAGCCUGGGAUCAGACCAGAGUCAAGCCCGGCUGGUGGCGCACUACCACUGUGUGGUGUGCUCAGUCACUAUUGCCAGAAAGACAGACAUGAUCAGCCAUCUCAAACGCCACAUUAACAAGGGCGAGACUGAGGCCAGUUAUUCAGGCACCUCAGAUGUGCUGUGUGAAGAACCCGUGCCAGGCGGACAGGUCUAUGAGAUCAUGAAAGAAUUAGGCACCAAUGUGCAGCUCAUGCCCAACCACAACACACCCCAGAAAACAGACACUUACUUCAACCGCAAGAUGAAGACCAACAGGCAGCUGGUGUUUUGCUCUCUUGCGGUUCUUGCUGAAGAAAGGAGUCCAUUGGAAUGUCUCGAUGCAUUUGGAGCCACAGGUAUAAUGGGCUUGCAGUGGGCCAAGCACCUUCGCAACGCUGUUAAAGUGACCAUAAACGAUAUUAACGAGGCCUGUGUGAAGAUGAUCAAAGAGAACUGCCGUCUGAACCACAUCCGUACAGAGGGGGGCCGUGCGCCCCGGCAGGUGGAGGGAACCGGGGAGAGCGACAACCCCAUUGCUACUGUGGAGGUCUCCAAGAUGGACGCUAACGUCAUUAUGCACCUGAGAGCUUUUGACUACAUACAUCUAGACCCAUUUGGGACAUCCGUGAACUAUCUGGAUGCUGCGUUCCGAAAUGUGCGCAACCUGGGCAUUGUUUCUGUGACCUCGACGGACACUGGCUCUCUCUACUCCAAAUCUCUGAAUGUGACGCUCCGUCAUUACGGCUGCCAGAUCGUCAGGACAGAGUACUACAGAGAGCUGGCAGCACGCAUGGUGGUUGCCUCCAUAGCCAGGGCUGCAGCUCGCUGUAAUAAAGGUAUCGAGGUCUUGUUGGCUGUGGCUCUAGAACACUUUGUGCUGGUGGUGGUGCGGGUGCUCCGAGGUCCUACGCAGGCUGACGAGUCGGCCAAGAAGCUACGACAGCUGCUCCACUGCCAGUGGUGUGAAGAGAGAGUGUUCCUCAAGCCGGGCAGUAUGGUGGAGGAGAAUCUGUACAGGCAGUUGCCCUGUCAGUGCCAUGGCAGCAUGCCGGGGAAGACCGCUGUGGAGCUCGGGCCUAUCUGGUCAGGCUCUCUCUUCAACACUGGCUUUCUGAGGCGCAUGCUAGUGGCAGCCGUCCAGUACAGCAUGGAGGAUAUCCAGCCUCUAGUGAAGACUCUAAUCUGUGAGGCUGACUGCACCACACUCAAGUCCUUCUCUGUCACUGGUCACUCAGUUCUAGCCAAUCAAGUGGAGUGUGGUGUGGUCAUCAAAACUUUGCAGAAGGUGGAGGAAGCUGACACGGCUGACCAGUCAGGUAAAAGGAAGAGUGAAGAGCCUAGUAAUGUGGUGAAAAAGCUGAAAUCAGAUGCUUCACUGGAGCACCCUGCCUUCUACUACAGCAUCCAUCGCCACAGCAUCCGUGGCAUGAACAUGCCCAAGUUGAAUAAGUUCCUACAGUAUCUCACUGAGGCCGGUUUCAGAGUGAGUCGGACACACUUCGACCCCACAGGCGUUCGCACUGAUGCCACUCUGGAGCAGUUUAAGUCUGUACUUACCAAAUAUAGUGUGCCUACCUACUCAACAGCUCCCCCAAGUGGCAACCAAGGGCAUGGCGUAAGCACAGACGAUAAGGGCCGCAAAACUGACUGAUCUCUCUAAGCAAGAGCAAGCAAAACAACGUUUCUGCUGACUUUGAGUUUCCAUGCUUCAUGCCAGAUUGAGAGAAGAGGAUGUUUUGCUGUGUAUUAUGCCAGGAUUUUGUUUCUUUAAUGCACUGAGACUUUAACUCGAGUUUUUUCCACUUGAGCGUGUUUUUUUUUUUUUUUUUUUUUGUCUUGGGGUGAGGGAGCUGGCUGUUGUUUGCAUAACAUUUUUUUGUUGUUUGCAUAACUGAGCCUACAAGCUUUCAGUAUCUGAUAAUUAUAUUUAUUUCUUAGUUUUAUGAUUUUAAAAAAAUAUUUGUGAGGUUUUGAUCAUUUUACCUUGAGCCUACUUGAUCUGCUUUUUUAUUUCUUUUUAAAAUUGCUCUCUUGCCUAGAGCUGCCUGGACAUUUACACCGCAUUCCAAAUUAUUACGUAAAUUGGAUUUAACUGUAAUAAAGAUUAAUUUUUUUGUUUCUCAAUUAAACUCAUGGAUGGUA
Pygocentrus nattereri (red-bellied piranha) is the source of this 2934-nucleotide messenger RNA. It is a transcript of the gene trmt1l, whose product is annotated as tRNA methyltransferase 1-like. The coding region runs from base 437 to 2443 and encodes 668 amino acids. Gene Ontology annotation, cellular component: nucleus. Gene Ontology annotation, biological process: tRNA N2-guanine methylation. The record is from RefSeq and is a predicted model, not a curated record. Lineage: Eukaryota; Metazoa; Chordata; Actinopteri; Characiformes; Serrasalmidae. Gene Ontology annotation, molecular function: RNA binding. The transcript is spliced from 16 exons.